Saprolegnia diclina VS20 is the source of this 828-nucleotide messenger RNA. RefSeq lists its product as hypothetical. Lineage: Eukaryota; Oomycota; Saprolegniomycetes; Saprolegniales; Saprolegniaceae. The record is from RefSeq and is a predicted model, not a curated record. The transcript is spliced from 7 exons. The coding region runs from base 28 to 777 and encodes 249 amino acids.
GUUGGCACUUUUCGAUUUUUCGAGCGCAUGUCGGAGCGAUCGUCGAUGCUGCCGGGGGCCGCCGCGCCCCGUCGCCACGGGUUCCUCGCGGGUUUGCUGGUGGGCGCCGUCGGUGUCUUCUGCGUCGGCCUCGUCCUCUCCCAGGCACCCCGCGUCAACAUGGAGGGGAUGGCGACAACGCUCGCGAGCUCGCCGUCGCUCUCGACGCUCGCUGGCGUCUCGGCCGCCGACCUCGCACUCAUUAACGCUCCGCUGGACAUCGCGAGCAACCUGACUGAGGACGCGUGGAUCAGCGCGCGCAUUGCCCGCUGGAUCGUGCAUGCCAACGACUGGGCCACGAUCGCCACGACAAGCGUGCACCUCGACGGCGCGCCGUUCGCCAGUAUGAUCUCGUACAGCGAUGGCAUCGGUGCGUCGCCCCGCAACGCGACGGGUCGUCUCUACUUUUACUCGAGCAUCAUGGGCUCGACCGGCAAGGACUUGGCCGCCAACCCGCGUGCGUCCGUCUCGAUCACGAUGGCGCAACUCGGUCAUUGCACGUACGAUCCCCAGGACCCGACGUGCUGGCGUGUGAUUUUUUCGGGGACCCUAACCCCCGCGGUCGCGGUGGACGAUGCGCUCUCGGCGCUAUUCUCCAAGCACCCGCAGAUGAGCUACUGGCCACGCGGCCACGAUUUCACAGCCUACGAGAUGCACCCGACUGAGAUUUUGCUCUUGGACUUCUACGGUGGUGCCAAGCACAUCGAGCCCGCCAAUUACUACAGCGUGCACUUCUAAGCCUUCCCUCUAACAAGGGUUCGAUUCUGGAGCUAUAAAAUAUUGUCCUCG